AUGUCGCAGUCUAGCACUAACAACACACGGCCGGUAAGAGUGGCCAAUUGCUCUGGUUAUCAUGGCGACCCAGCAGAAGAAAUGUACCGGCAGGCGACGUUGGGAGACGUCGAUUUCAUCACCGGGGAUUAUCUCGCAGAGGUCAAUCUGGCCAACAACGCCCAGGCAUGGAGGGAUGGGACACAUCCCGGGUACGAAGAAACUGCCUGGGAAGGCCUCCAACAAACAAUCGAAGUCAUCGCGCAGAAGCAUAUCCGAGUCAUAAUCAAUGGCGGUGCUCUGAACCCCAAGGGUCUUGCGUGGAAAACCCGGCUUCUGGUCAACGAGAAGAAUCUCGAUCUUCGCGUCGCAUACUUAUCCGGCGAUGAUCUUUACCCUCUUGUCGGACCCAAUAUGCCUUCCACUAAAGAGGAACUCCAGCAUCUGGACUCCAGCAAUUCAUCUGCAGUGCCGUCCGAACUGACAUAUGCCUUUCUGAACAACCCUGAUGCAAAACCAGUUCCCAUGGUUUCUGCACAUGCAUACCUAGGUGCCCGCGGAAUUGUGGACGGCUUGCGCCGUGGAGCUGAUAUCAUCAUCUGUGGUCGUGUAGCUGAUGCCAGCCCGGUGAUCGCUGCCGCUUGGUUCUGGCAUAACUGGUCCGAAACGGAUUAUGACCAGCUUGCAGGGUCCCUUAUCGCGGGUCAUUUGAUUGAAUGCUCCGCGUAUGUGACUGGUGGUAAUUUCGCGGGUUUCGACAGCUAUUCGUUGGAUGAUCUUGUUGUGCCGGGCUUUCCUAUCGCCGAGAUUGCUGCAGAUGGGACUUGCGUUGUUACUAAGCAUUCUAAUACACAGGGCAUGGUUAAUGUUGAUACGGUUCGCUGCCAGUUUUUGUAUGAGCUGCAGGGGAAUACGUACCUUAACAGUGAUGUGAGCGCCUAUAUUGGUGACAUUGUCGUCGAGGAUGCGGGCAAAGAUAGGGUGCAUGUAUCUGGCAUUCGAGGAUCACCACCACCUUCAACCACGAAGCUCGCAGUCUUCUACCACGGAGGAUAUGAAGCCCAGAUCCUUCUCAACGCAACAGGAUACGCGACAGCGAAGAAAUGGGAUCUUCUCGAGAAGCAGAUCCGCCAUUUCCUUACAGAGAACGUGAAGAACAACCUCGAGACACUGGAAUUCCAACGCAUCGGAGUCCCAGCACAGAACCCAGCUUCCCAGGCGGCGAGCACCACCUAUCUUCGUAUAUUCAUCACCUCUCGCUCCGAGACCUCCGUGCUGUCAGUGUCGAAGGUCAUGAGAGAUAUCGCCUUGAAGCACUUCUCUGGUAUGCUUUAG
Messenger RNA from Aspergillus chevalieri, 1314 nucleotides. Its product is annotated as acyclic terpene utilization AtuA family protein. Lineage: Eukaryota; Fungi; Ascomycota; Eurotiomycetes; Eurotiales; Aspergillaceae. The transcript is spliced from 5 exons. Bases 1 to 1314 code for a protein of 437 amino acids. The record is from RefSeq and is a predicted model, not a curated record.